This is a messenger RNA of Leptomonas pyrrhocoris, 1462 nucleotides long. Its product is annotated as putative tyrosine aminotransferase putativeL-tyrosine:2-oxoglutarate aminotransferase. NCBI's taxonomy places the organism in Eukaryota, Euglenozoa, Kinetoplastea, Trypanosomatida, Trypanosomatidae. Bases 224 to 1462 code for a protein of 412 amino acids. Gene Ontology annotation, biological process: amino acid metabolic process; biosynthetic process. The transcript has a single exon. The record is from RefSeq and is a predicted model, not a curated record. Gene Ontology annotation, molecular function: pyridoxal phosphate binding; transaminase activity.
AGCUUCUAGCGCUACCACCACUAUUUCGUAAACUCAUCUGUUGUUGUUACUGCUGUUUCUUAAUCUCUUCCAUCGUUGACUUUGUUUUGUGGUGUACCGCCGACGACAACUCACCCCGCCAUCUAUCGAACGCGCCUUAUCACACCCCUUCGUGACUGCACAGCCUGCCACCACGGCUAGAGAGAGGAGCAAUCUUUUCGAAGACGAAAGCAAAACUGUAAACAUGGCGGACCCACGCGCGGCGAAGAAGUUCCCUGUGUCGCCUGCCUCCACGGCGGGUAACAGUGAAAUGAACAAGGUGUUCAUGCGUCAGUCCGCGUGCAAGGACAAGACGCAGCUGAAGCUUUCCAUCGGCGACCCUACCUUCGACGGAAAUCUCAAGACGACGGCGGUGGCUUUGAAGGCCUUUGACAAAAACGCUGGCAUCGCCACCAAGUACAGCUAUCAGCGUACAUGGGGCAUGCCGACUGCCUGUAACGCGGCGGCGGAGUGGUGGGCAAACAACUUUGCGACGGAAAACCAAACGGCCGUCAAGGGCGAGAACGUGGUACUGACGACGGGUGGCGCAGAGGCUAUCAUCAGCAGUAUCACCGCGCUGUGCAACGAGGGCGACAACAUACUCAUUCCUGCGCCGGGAUUUCCAGCCUACGCCUUCUGCUGCCGCACCUUCAGCAUUGAAGAUCGCUUUUACAACCUCCAGCCGGAAAAGAACUGGGAGCUCGACCUGGACGAGAUUCGCCGCCUCGUCGAUGACCGCACACGGGCCAUCGUGCUAAACAACCCGUCCAACCCGUGCGGCAGCAACUGGAGCCGCCAACACGUCGAGGACAUCGUGCGGCUGUGCGAGGAGCUGAAGCUGCCCAUCAUCUCCGACGAGAUCUACUGCGGCAUGGUCUUCACUGGUCAGGUCUUCACGUCAGUCGCGCAGUUCAAGUCGCCCGUGCCGCGCUUUAUCAUCUGCGGCCUCGCCAAGAACUUUAUGUUACCCGGUUGGCGUGUGGGGUGGGUGUUGCUGAUCGACGAGGCGGGCUACGCUGCGGAUGUGCUGAAGGGCAUGCACAACCUCUCGAUGCACACGCUGGGGCCCAACGCGAUCGCGCAGCACGCGAUGCCGGAGAUACUGAAGAACACCCCGAAGGACUACUACGCGCGCAACAUGAUGGAACUAGAGACCAACGCGAAGCUGUUCGUGGAGGGCCUGCGCAGAUGCCACGGCCUGUCAUGCGCGGAGCCGCAAGGUGCGCUGUACAUCAUGGUGAAGGUGCACUUCGAUCAGUUUAAGGACUUCACGAAUGACGUGGAAUUCUACAAAGCACUGGAGGACGAGGAGAACGUGCAGGUGGUGCCGGGGACGUACAUGUUUAUGCCAGGCUUCUUCCGCGUGUGCUUCGUGCGGGAGCGCAAGGUGAUUGAGGAGGUGAUGGAGCGCCUUCCUGCUUUCUGCGAGCGUCACCGCAAGUGA